Taeniopygia guttata (zebra finch) is the source of this 3934-nucleotide messenger RNA. RefSeq names its product mucolipin TRP cation channel 3 (gene MCOLN3). The record is from RefSeq and is a predicted model, not a curated record. Gene Ontology annotation, molecular function: NAADP-sensitive calcium-release channel activity. Lineage: Eukaryota; Metazoa; Chordata; Aves; Passeriformes; Estrildidae. Gene Ontology annotation, cellular component: lysosomal membrane; plasma membrane.
AUUUGCUGGGCAGUGCUGAGGCAGCCUUCCGCUAGGAUUGAGGCGAUUCGAUGCGGUUUGUUAAUAUGACGAUUUGUAAUCUAUAUCUUUUGUAUUUUGGAUGCAUAAAAAUAAUUUAGUUUGCCUUGCUGCAAUGUAAAACACAAGGAACCCCGGGGUAUCUUUCUCCCUGUGCGGAGCACCCGGUGCUGGUCCUUGGUGCCACUCCGAGGUCUGUCCACUCCUUCUUAUGAAAUGGAAAAUCCUGAAGUGGCUGCGAGCAGCUGCAGUGCACAUGAGGAUGAAAACCUUUGCAGCUACAAACGACACUCAUCAGUAUCACAGGAGGGGCUUUUGGAAGACCAGCUUAGAAGGAAGCUAAAAUUUUUCUUCAUGAACCCGUGUGAGAAAUUUUGGGCCCGGGGCAGGAAGCCUUGGAAACUUGGGAUUCAAUUACUCAAAAUAGUAAUGGUUACAAUUCAGCUGGUGGUUUUUGGACUGAGCAAUCAAAUGGUGGUUGCCUUCAAAGAAGAGAACACUAUUGCAUUCAAACAUCUGUUCUUGAAAGGAUAUAUGGACAGAAUGGAUGAUACCUAUGCUGUGUACACACAAACAGAUGUCUAUGACCAGAUAUUCUUUGCAAUAAACCAGUACCUCCAGCUGCCCAACAUCUCUGUUGGAAAUCAUGCUUAUGAGAAGAGGGGAGAGGAAGAGACACCUCUGGCUGUUUGUCAGCAGUUCUACAAGCGAGGAAUCAUCUGUCCUGGAAACGACACCUUUGAUAUAGACCCAGAGAUUGUGACUGACUGCUUGUACAUUGAGCCAACGACUUCCCUAGAUAACGCAACAAUGGGAAAGCACAAUUUGAAUUUCACUCUGGAUUUCCCCAGGCUGGUGGCGGUGCAGCUCAUGUUCAAUCUGAAGGCAAUCAACCUCCAGACAGUUCGUCACCACGAGCUCCCCGACUGUUACGAUUUCACUCUGCGGAUUGUGUUUGAUAAUAAAGCACACAGUGGAAGAAUUAAAAUAAGUCUAGACAAUGACAUAGAGAUAAGGGAAUGUAAAGAUUGGCAUGUUUCUGGAUCAAUACAGAAGAACACUCAUUACAUGAUGAUCUUCGAUGCUUUUGUCAUAUUGACUUGUCUGGCUUCAUUGAUCCUUUGCACACGAUCAGUGAUUAAAGGAAUUUGGCUCCAAAGGGAAUUUGUAAGCUUCUUCCUAUAUUAUUAUAAGAAAGAAGUAUCUUUCAGUGAUCAAAUGGAAUUUGUCAAUGGAUGGUACAUCCUGAUUAUAGUUAGCGAUGUCCUAACUAUUGUUGGAUCAACUCUAAAGAUGGAGAUACAAGCUAAGAGUCUGACAAGUUAUGAUGUCUGCAGCAUACUCUUAGGAAUAUCUACUAUGCUUGUGUGGCUUGGAGUCAUUCGCUACCUUAGUUUCUUUCAGAAGUAUAAUCUUCUCAUCCUAACACUGCGAGCAGCAUUACCCAAUGUAAUGAGGUUCUGCUGUUGUGCUGCCAUGAUCUACCUGGGCUAUUGUUUCUGUGGAUGGAUUGUACUGGGACCAUACCAUGUCAAGUUUCGCACUCUGAACAUGGUUUCUGAAUGCCUUUUCUCAUUGAUCAAUGGAGAUGAUAUGUUUGCCACCUUUGCACAAAUGCAGCAGAAAAGUUACUUGGUUUGGUUAUUCAGUAGGAUCUACCUCUACUCCUUCAUCAGUCUGUUCAUCUACAUGGUGCUGAGUCUCUUCAUUGCACUCAUUACAGAUACAUAUGAAACAGUCAAGCACUACCAGCAAGAUGGCUUUCCAGAGACAGAACUUAAGAGAUUUAUAUCACAGUGCAAAGACUCACCAAGCUCUGGGAGGUACAGGUUAGAGGAAGAAAGUUCUGCAUCUCUCUUCUGUUGUUGUAAUGGUAACAAGCCUGAAUCUCGGGGGGAAAAUCAGCUUGUCAAGGUUUUAAGACAGCAUGCAGUUUAAGAUACUACCACAGCACUUGGAAAACAUUGCCUAACUUCCAUUAUGGAGGGGAAAAUGCUUCAGUUAUUUGAAGUUGUGUUUCUUCAGGAAUACUGAUUGCAGGAUACAUGGUUUAUAUUUAACCUGGCUGGCAGCAAGUCUGAUUCUUCCUGAAGAGCCUUUUGGUGGGGGAGCUGAAAAAUUUUGCUGCUUGAUUAAAAAGAUCAAAUGUGCAAUUCUUUGGUAUUGGGUUUUUCUGGUGGGCUGUGUUGUUAUAUGCCUGAUAGAACAUAUUUAUGAGAGGGAGGGGAUGGGGAUGUAUUUUGGAGCAGGGAGAUGACAGAGCCUGCUGUGAGCCAGCCCCUGUUCUGACCGAGUGUCUUAGUGGAGAUAAAAGUGUGGGGUGAAGCGGAGCAGGGCAUCUUGCUCUGGGUAAAGGGCAUGGACACAUUAAUAUUUCCUUUUCUGCACACACCUCUCUGUUUAACCAGACAAAAAAGCCAGCAUAAGAUGGGUCAGGGUGGGGAUGUAAUAAUUUUCUUACUGACUGUGCAGUGGGGAUCAGGCAUCUGGGAGAGCAGUCUCAUAUUCAGAAUGUUUUCUGGUGGUUCAUAGCAGUUUCUUGUCAAUGGAUGUCAAAUUAUUAAUAGUUCAGUUGCAUUUUUAAGGCUCCUUGUACAGUGAAACUAUUAUUUUGAAGCAUGUGCCUGACAACUUCCUCUUCUCUCUUGUACAGGUUGUAGUGAAUAUAUUUAAUGGAUUGUGGGAGUGUAUCAGGGAGGCUUUAAAGCAGCACACAUUGCAAGAACUUGACAGUGGAGCUGGUGGAAAACCUUAUCUCUGAAGACUUAAUUUGCUUUUCUCAAAAACCAGUGUAAGCCUAUGGCAGAAGUUUAUGCUAAACUUACAGACCUUUUGUUUAGACAUUCACUGCUUGUUCAGGGGGUUUGGGGAUGGUUUUUAAUAGUUUUAUUCUAUUUGAUUCCUUAGUUAAAUUGUGCUGGAAUGCAAAGGCAUAAGAACCUAUCCGUGUUCAGAGACUUGGCGAGAUCAUAAGAGUAGAAUAUAAAUGUAGUAACUUUCAACUAUAAGUAGAACUAGUGCUGGACAACUUCAGCUUCUAACAUCAACCUAGCCCUCAGUACUGCAGGCAUUAUCUGUCUGUGGCUGACCGGUUACUGAAGGAAUGAAAGCUCAUUAGAGCCUUCAGAAUUUUUUGUUUAUUUGCACUCACAGUAAAAAAAUUACUAUGAAAAGUUGUGUAAUUUGUUUCUGGAGUCAUUACACUGAGUUGAUACACAAACCACUCAAAUAUAGCUGAAAGCAUAAAAUAAAUAUUUCUUUAAACACAAGUACCACUGGAUGUAAGUGGCAAUCUAUUCUCAGAGAAGCUGGGAUAUGCCAGGCUGAACUGAAGUUUCAGGGAUGAGCUGAGUGGAGAAGUGUUCUCAUGUAUCAAGCACUGGGCAGUCAGUUACAGUCUUCAGCUUAACAGUGUUUGGAUCUUACAUAUUUAAAGGAAAAAUCAGAAAAAAAGCCUUUCAAAAUACCUAUUUUUUAAAAUUUUGAAAUCUUCCUCUGGCAUACAAGUCUGUAAACAUGAAGUCUAAACUGAGUUAAAGACCCAGGAGAUAUAUCUCUGAGAGUCUAAUCUCUCCACUCUUUAGAAACUGGAUGUUUACAAGCAACCUAAUAACCUGCUACUGUCAGUGGCUGGAGGAAUCAUUAGCUCUUACAAAAGUUCAGUUUUGACAACUUAGUUUAUAUUCUUUGUUGAUUGUGAUACUAUUUAAUGGAUGCCUUAUUUUCUAUAGUCUGUUCAUUCUGGGAGCAGAAUAGAAAGCUAAAGGGAAGCAUAUUUUAGAGAACUUGAAUUUGUGAGCAACGUUGCUGUAGCUGUGUGUGACAAUGUACAAUGCUGUAGAGGACACAAAACAUGUUCUGUCUGAAUGCUUACACAUUGUAAAUGUGCUACAAUAAACACUUACAGCUGCAGUAA